AUGCACUUUUUGGCCUUUCCCUUUCCCUUUCCCUUUCCCUUUUCUUUUCUAAGCAGAUCAUCUUCUUCUUAGGAAUCUGUAAUAUCUAAACCCAGCCUUACACCUAAUCUUCUUCUUCCUUUCCCCAAUCUAACUCUCCUUUUCUCUCUUUGCUUUACCCACCUUCUUCUUCUUCUUCUUCUUCUUCUUCUUAUUAUCCUACAGUUUUAGAAAAAAAAAAACCAUUUCUUCCAAGUCCUUCCUAUAAAAAAAAAGUCAAUACUCGAUUUGGGCAUAUGGGUUUUGCCUGAUUUCCAGUUUUUGAGCUUUGGAAGAGCCUAUGUUGAAGGAGAUUGAAUCUUGGGUUGCUUCAAGGUGGGGUUUAGUGUUAGAGUACUGGGAUUUCUUGGUUGAUUCCAAUCAAUCAUAGAUUUAUGAGAUAAGGGUGUUUGUGAGUUUGAAUUGGAUUUGAGAGUAGGAGAUGAAGAGAGGAAAAGAUGAUGGGAAAAGUAUGGGACCUAUGUUCCCAAGAUUACAUGUAAAUGAUACAGAGAAAGGAGGACCUAGAGCACCUCCAAGGAAUAAGAUGGCUCUUUAUGAACAGCUUAGUAUACCAUCCCAGAGAUUUGGUUCUGGAAUUCUUCCUCUGAAUUCCAAAUCUGCAAGCAAUAUGGUUCCUUCAGCUUCCUCAAGUCAGGGGUGUGGUGUUGAAAGAAACACAGUCUUUCCUCGCAACGGACCUCCUUCAAUGCCUACUCAUUGGUCCGAAAAUUUCCAGCCUCGUGAUUUUGAGGGAAAAAUCAGAAAUGCUUCUGCGGCCGCGGCACAACAUGAGCAGAGAAAGAAGGUAGGAGAUGACGAUGAUGAUUUUAUGGUUCCUAUAUUUGUUCAAGCAACAGCAGGUCAGUGUGUCGGUGGAGAAACAUUUUCUUCGGUAAGCUCUACUCGUACUGGACAGCCCGUGGGUAGACAAAAUAUCCAUGACAAGAAUCCAAAGCAAAAUAAUUUGACGGCUGCCACUUUUAGCCGAGACCCAGGAAGUGAGAGAAGAGAGGACGUGAGAGCAAAUUUCCAAAGUGAGAAUCAUAUUGUGACAUCAAUUAGAGAGAAGAUUGAUGGGCCUUCGAAGAAAAUCAAAGAAUCUUCAAAUAUGGAAAGCAUUGAGCAUGCUGUGUCUAAUUUUAGCAGGUCAUGUGAUAGUGGGGUUGGCUUACAAGAGUCUAGAGUUGGGGGGGCACAGCUAGGGAGUGGUGGACAGCGUGAUCAUCUCAACAAAUCAGCAAGGGACAUGGAGGGAGGGAAUGACUUUCAGCCGAGAAGUGAGUCCCAUUGUUGGGUGGAACGUAGCAGAUCCAAUGAACCUGAGAAUGAUAGCGACCACAACAGCAAUAGCAACAGAACUUGUAUCUCCUCACAGCUUGAAGUUGAAAAUGUAGAUAAAUUCGAUGAUGGCUCUGAGACAUCAAUGGUGGAUUCGAUAUCGGGCACAGAUAUCUCUCCGGAUGAUGUUGUUGGCAUAAUAGGUCAAAAACAUUUUUGGAAAGCAAGAAGAGCAAUUGCCAAUCAGCAAAGAGUAUUUGCAGUUCAACUAUUUGAGUUGCAUAGAUUGAUAAAGGUCCAACGAUUGAUUGCUGGAUCACCAAAUAUCAUGCUUGAAGAUGGUGACAUCUUAGAAAAAUCCUCCUUGAAGAGCUAUCCAGCAAAGAAACUUUCACAGGAGUAUGUUGUUGUAAAGCCACUCCCUGUUAUUGCUUGUUGCAAAGACGAUUCAGAGAAGCCAAAUCAAAAAAUGGAGUUUUCUGCAGAAAAUGCAGUUGGGAAAGAAUCCUUUUGCUCUAUCGAAACAACUAGUCAUUUUAUGAACUACGGACCAUACAUGGGACAUCUGCAGACAGUGGCUACCAUGACCGAUAAUGGAAUGGGUCCUUGGGGUUUCCAUCAACCACCAGGUCCUCAGUGGUUGGUUCCAGUAAUGACUCCUUCUGAAGGCCUUGUAUACAAGCCAUACAUGGGACCUGGAAUGAUGGGAGCAGGUUUUGGAGGGCAUGGACCUUUUGGUUCAGGUCCUGUUCCAGGUAAUUUCGCCAAUUCAGCCUAUGGAAUCCCAGCUUCGGAUCAUCAAGGAAUCGGGGUUUUCCCCGGUACUUAUCCAGUUAGUCAUCCGUACUAUCCCCCGUAUGGCAUGCCAAUGUCUAAUUCAAUAAAGUCAGGUUUGGCAGUUGAAGAAGGCAGCCAGUUUUCAGGACCUGGUGCGCACGGUGAGAUUGGUCAGAUACCUGGGGCGGAAGUCCAUUCAAACACGGAGCAACAGGGCUCCUGUAAUCUGCCAACCAAGAAGAGUGUAUCCGUUCCCAAAGCCAGGAAGUUUCAGGCAUCUAAAGGCAGUGUUGAUUUUCAAGGAAGUACAGCUAACAGUCCUAGAGUUGGGAGAACAAAAGAAAAUGGGUCGAGUCACAAUGCUCCUCCUACGGCUCCUGUUGUUCCAGAGGUUGCUUCUUCUCAGCCUGAUCAUCAUCAUCACGAUGAUACUGACCAGCCAAUCCGAGUGAUCAAAGUCGUACCCCACAAUGCGAGGACCGCAACCGAAUCAGCUGCUCGGAUAUUCCGAUUCAUACAACAAGAGAGAAAGAAAACAAUUUGAAUCGGUCUAGAUUACUUUUAUGUUUCUAUCUUGUGUUUGUAACGGAAUUUCAGUUCCCCUUUGUUUUUGACCAAGUAACUGUAGUAUAUUCAGACAACGUGCAUGGCAUAGCUGUGGAAGAUCACUACUACCGUUGAGUGUAACAUAAAAUAUAUACAUAAAUAUGGUGUCUCUUUCAAGUUUCGUAUGUAGUGGAGCUGUAGAGGCAUUGAAUUUUGGAAUGA
Molecule: messenger RNA, 2844 nt
Organism: Humulus lupulus (European hop)
Lineage: Eukaryota; Viridiplantae; Streptophyta; Magnoliopsida; Rosales; Cannabaceae
Product: protein EARLY FLOWERING 3
Exons: 5
Coding region: 461-2620 (719 amino acids)
Biological process (GO): regulation of photoperiodism, flowering
Source: RefSeq, a predicted model, not a curated record